AUGUUUUUAUUUUCGUACACCACUUCUGUACUCACACUCUUUUACUUCCCAAUUGCGCGUGUGUGCGAAUACCCCUACAACUACUCAUUGCACCCUCCUAUUUGUUUACGCUCAUACACCCAAUGCGAAGAAACAGGUAGGCAUACUACAAUAAAAAUGGGUCCGCUCUCUAAGAAGCGCAUGAUGGUGCGCGAUGGUGUCUUCUACGCCGAGCUCUUCGAGUUCUUAAAGCGCGAGUUGGCUGACGACGGUUUCGCUGGCGUUGAACAUCGUGUUACUCCCACUCGCACGGAGAUUGUCAUCCGCUCCACAAAGACCCGCGAAGUCCUCGGUGAGAAGGGCCGCCGCAUCCGUGAGCUAACGGCUUGCCUUCAGCAGCGGUUUAACUACAAGGAAGGCAAACUGCAGCUGUUCGCCGAGCGCGUGGAGGUGCGUGGACUGUCCGCAAUGGCGCAGGCCGAAUCCCUGCGUUUCAAGCUUCUCAGCAACCUUCAAGUGCGCCGUGCGGCCAUGGGCAUCAUCCGUUACGUGAUGGAAUCCGGCGCAAAGGGCUGUGAGGUGACAAUUGGCGGAAAGAUCAAGGGCCAGCGCGCGAAGAGUAUGACAUUCCGUGACGGCUACAUGAUUAAGUCGGGUACUGCUCACAAACACUUCGUUGACACGGCCACCCGUCAUUGCCACUUGCGUGCAGGCACCAUUGGCGUAAAUGUUAAAAUCAUGCGCCCACAGAGUAUGAUAGAGGAAGAUGAGGUGCUACCCGACGUCAUUACAGUGAUUGAGCCGAAGACAAUCGAGGCUUGA
Trypanosoma brucei brucei TREU927 is the source of this 801-nucleotide messenger RNA. Its product is annotated as 40S ribosomal protein S3, putative. NCBI's taxonomy places the organism in Eukaryota, Euglenozoa, Kinetoplastea, Trypanosomatida, Trypanosomatidae. Gene Ontology annotation, cellular component: nucleus; cytosolic small ribosomal subunit. The record is from RefSeq and is a predicted model, not a curated record. Gene Ontology annotation, biological process: translation. The transcript has a single exon. Gene Ontology annotation, molecular function: RNA binding; structural constituent of ribosome. Bases 1 to 801 code for a protein of 266 amino acids.